Rhizophagus irregularis DAOM 181602=DAOM 197198 is the source of this 476-nucleotide messenger RNA. Lineage: Eukaryota; Fungi; Glomeromycota; Glomeromycetes; Glomerales; Glomeraceae. The record is from RefSeq and is a predicted model, not a curated record.
AGUCUAUCGGAAUUACCUAAUUUUUAAAAUAGAAUCAUCUAAAAUAUACAAGAAAUCCCGUUCUACGUUGUUUGCGAUAAACCUCAUCCUCAAAUAUUAAUUCUAUAUUUGAGGGCGAGGUUUACCGUCAGAAUAUGACGCAAUUUGCUGUAUAUUUUAGAUCUCUGAUUUUAUAAGGAAAUUUCUGACUAAAUUAAAAGAAAACAAUAAAAGAAGUAUAUGACGUUUAAUAAUAUUUAUAGUAUCACAAUUCUUACCUCAAGCCGUCAAAGUACGAAGAACGUAGAGGGAUUAACUAUUUCGAUUAUAUGGAAGUAGAGAAAUUUUUAUUAAAUAUAAUAUACGCGACAAUUCAGAUCACGCGUCAUAUAUUUCAUUUAACAAAUAGCGGUCCAAUUUUAUGGAAGAACCCUUGGGGAUAUAAUAGUAAAUUAAUCAAUUCUUUUUACAAGAAGAAAUUUAUAACACUUUGUUAA